AUGAACGCGGAGCAGAGCAAAAGUCUGCUUUCGAGCGGACAUCUGUCGGCGGACCCUUAUAUCAACACGUGCUAUUCCGAGAUGUGCAUGUCGACAGUUCAAGCAGCUCCGCCUCCUCACAAGCACAAAAUCGGAUGGGUGAUAGCGGCGGUUUUCAUCGUCGCCGACAUGGUCGGCGGCGGCGUCGUCGCGAUGCCGGUGGCGUUCAAACUCUCCGGCCUGCCGAUGGGCAUCAUCAUAAUGCUGACGAUCGCGAUCAGCUUCGAGUACACCGGCUAUUUGUUGGGCAAGGUGUGGAACAAGCUGAUGGAGAGGAAUCCGCACAUCGGCGUGUGCCGAAAACCGUUUCCCGAGAUGGCGAAACGGACGAUGGGACCAGCGAUGCAACGAUUCACUUCCGUUCUCGGCAAUGUGACCCUCUUCGGAAUCUCGGUUGUCUACUUAUUACUAUCGGCAAAUAUUAUUCACUUCUUCAUUACCCACGUGUUGCACAUUGAAAAUGUCUCAAAUUGUUUGGUGAUCGCAGCGCUCGCAUUCAUCAUUUGGCCGUUCACACUGCUCGCGAGUCCCGGCGAAUUUUGGAUUGUCAUCGUGUUCGCGAUGCUCACCACCGUCGUCGCCGUCGGCUCAAUUCUCACCGGCAUCGCGUUCGAUUCGGCCGAGUGCUACGCUCAUGUCGCCUAUCCCGUCACCACAGGAACCUCGACGGUCCUCUCAUUCGGCAUCUUCCUGUUCGCCUUCUCCGGUCAUUACGUCUUCCCAACCAUUCAGCACGAUAUGAAGAAUCCACGGGAAUUCACCAAAUCGGUCAUUUCGGGAUUCAUCGGCGUCGUCUUACUCUACCUGCCGCUUUGCGUCUUCGCGUUCGUCGUCUACGGCGAUUCGAUGGCCGAGUCGGUCAUCUACAGCAUUCAGAGUCCACGAAUUCAACUACUCGCCAAUCUGAUGAUCUCGUUCCAUUGCAUCAUGACACUGGUGAUCGUCAUCAAUCCGUUGAAUCAGGAGCUCGAGCAUUAUAUGAAUAUCUCACACGCGUUCGGAAGCGGACGCGUCAUCACGCGAACCGUCGUCCUUCUCGUCGUGCUGUUCGUCGCGCUCACCGUUCCCGACUUUCAGCCGGUCAUGAAUCUCGUCGGUGCUUCAACGAUUCCGAUGGGCUGCGCCGUUCUUCCAUCGCUCUUCUACUUGUUCUCCGAAGCAGCCACCGAAGAGGAAUGGCGGAAGAAUAAGAUUCCAUCGAUCAAACAGGUCUGCGAGCGAACCGACAAAUCAGUGCUGAUCAUCAACUUCAUCAUCAUAGGCGGCGCGAUUCUCGGAGGAAUGCUCGGCUCGUAUCAAGGAGUGCUGAAGCUUCUGAAUGCCAGCUUCAACGCGCCAUGCUACGCGAGAUUCUUUAUGGAUACCACCUAUAAUAGCACAUUCCUCGUCAAAAAUGUGUGCUGCGGCGCUCAUCGCGAUAUCAACGUGUUCAACGUGACGGAUUUCUGCUGA
Molecule: messenger RNA, 1491 nt
Organism: Caenorhabditis bovis
Lineage: Eukaryota; Metazoa; Nematoda; Chromadorea; Rhabditida; Rhabditidae
Source: the annotation of a GenBank genome assembly